UACUUCUAGCCAAAACUUAAAACCCUAAACCCCUUUCUCACGAUCUUCCCCUCUCUUCUCUCCGCGACAUUAGCAAGGGUUUGAGAAAAAAAAGAAGAUGAAUCUCAACAACGUUAAAGUGCCGAAGGUGCCAGGUGGUGGUGCAGUAUCUGCGUUGCUUAAGAUUGGGAUUAUCGGUGGGCUUGGUCUCUACGGGGCCACACACAGUCUCUACAAUGUUGACGGAGGUCAUCGAGCCAUCAUGUUCAACCGUUUAGUCGGUGUUAAAGAUAAGGUUUACCCUGAGGGUACACACCUUAUGGUUCCUUGGUUCGAAAGGCCGGUCAUCUAUGACGUUCGUGCACGACCUUACCUUGUUGAGAGUACUUCCGGAAGCCGUGAUCUCCAGAUGGUGAAAAUUGGGCUGAGGGUUCUCACGCGUCCCAUGGCAGACCAGUUACCUGAGAUCUACAGAACCCUUGGCGAGAACUACAGCGAGAGAGUUCUGCCUUCUAUAAUCCACGAGACUUUGAAAGCUGUUGUUGCUCAGUACAAUGCAAGCCAGCUUAUCACUCAGAGAGAGGCGGUCAGUAGGGAGAUCAGGAAGAUUCUGACUCAACGAGCAACAAACUUCAACAUUGCUCUUGACGAUGUCUCCAUCACGACCUUGACUUUCGGGAAGGAGUUCACAGCUGCCAUUGAGGCAAAGCAGGUGGCUGCUCAAGAGGCUGAGAGGGCUAAGUUCAUCGUUGAGAAGGCCGAACAAGACAAGAGGAGUGCAGUUAUCCGCGCUCAGGGAGAAGCCAAGAGUGCUCAGCUCAUAGGUCAGGCAAUCGCAAACAACCAAGCGUUCAUAACGCUCAGGAAGAUCGAGGCGGCUAGAGAGAUUGCUCAGACCAUAGCACACUCGGCCAACAAGGUGUACCUGAGCUCUGACGAUCUUUUGCUUAACCUACAGGAGAUGAACUUGGAUGUGAAUCCAAAGAAGUAGAGAGAGGCUUCUUAAGCAAACACACGUGUGGUGGUUUGUGUCAGUCUUUUCAAUUCUCUUGCAUCCUUUGGAACAAAAGCUAAGACCUUUGGAUUGGUUAUCUACUAUUAUCCCAAGCUUAUAGCCUUCUUCCAUUAAACAAGGAAGAAGAAACUGUUUUUGCUGAACGAGUCAAUUGUGUUACACUAGUUUUUGCAUUAAAAGGUUGCCGAUAAAAUAUCUCAAUGAAUUAAUGUUCCAAGAGACAAAGUGAGAUCUUUGUACAUUUUUUUUCAUGAUCAGUACAAGGAAUUAUAAUA
Molecule: messenger RNA, 1269 nt
Organism: Brassica oleracea var. oleracea
Lineage: Eukaryota; Viridiplantae; Streptophyta; Magnoliopsida; Brassicales; Brassicaceae
Product: prohibitin-1, mitochondrial
Exons: 6
Coding region: 98-970 (290 amino acids)
Biological process (GO): mitochondrion organization
Cellular component (GO): membrane; mitochondrion
Source: RefSeq, a predicted model, not a curated record